Molecule: messenger RNA, 876 nt
Organism: Salvia miltiorrhiza (redroot sage)
Lineage: Eukaryota; Viridiplantae; Streptophyta; Magnoliopsida; Lamiales; Lamiaceae
Product: F-box/FBD/LRR-repeat protein At3g26920-like
Exons: 2
Molecular function (GO): protein binding
Source: RefSeq, a predicted model, not a curated record
CCAAUUAAAAGUAUCCCUAAAAAGUAUUUAAACCCAAACAGUCGAAAAACGAACCCUCUGCCUCCCGUACCAACGAACUGAAUCGAAAAUUGAAACUCAAAAAAAAUUCAUCAGCAAAAUCUUUUUAAAAUCUAUUCGAAAUUUAAAUUCUGUAUCUGUUAUCAAUUUGAUCGGUAGAAUUGAGGAGCAGACUUUUUUGAGGUAGAGGAACAGACUUUAUUGAUGGAGCACAAGGCGAUAUCCAGAAAACGAAAGAAAGAGGAGGUGGGAAUAGAUGGUGCUAAUAAAAAGCAUAGGAGCGAUAAUGGUGGUAUUGACAAGUUACCUAAUGAUGUACUAAUCAACAUUGUGUCUCGCAUGAGCUUCAAGGAAGCCGUGAGGGCGAGUGUCCUUGCACGUAGAUGGAGAUGUCUGUGGAAGUUUUACCACGGGACUAUGCGAUUUGAUGUUAGGGAUAUCUCCCCCAGAAACCUAAUGGGAAUAGAAAAGUUCAAGUCUUGCGCGAAUACUGUGAUGGAGCUUCAUCAAGGCCGGGAUGUUGAGGGCGUUGUCGUUCACCUUGAGGGCAUAGUGAAUGGUGGGCUAUUUCAGCCGAUGAGCCGUGCACUCGAUGAAUUGGUGUAUUUUGCUACUCAUAAGGAAGUUCAAACGCUCGAAGUGAAGCUCUCAUUGAAAUUCUUGAAUUAUCGCAGAUAUGAAUUACCACAUGUUGGGUGGUUGAAAUCCCCUUUGCCUUACAGCAGCCUGAGAGCCCUUAGAUUGACCCAUGUUGAUGUCACUGACGAGCAGGUUUGUUAUCUCCUAGCGUCGUGUCACAGUCUCGAAGAGCUCUGCAUACGGUCCGCUAACAAGCUGAACAAUCUUCGUGUUGUUGGA